CGGCACGCGCAUCCUCCCCGGAUCCAGAUCAGAGAGCAUCUGCAGUGGCCGAGCCGUCUCUCAGCAGCCCCGGACCCGCACCAUGAGCCCGCGUCGCGCCUGAUGGUGGUGCGUUGGUGAACCGCUCAGCAGAUCGACGUGGCAUCGCGUGCAGGAGCCCGGACUCCACCAUGAAGCUGCUCCUUGUGAUGACUUUCUUAUUCCGCCAGGCAUUUUCCGGUUCUCCGAGCGUCCAGAUCGGUGGUUUGUUUCCCAGGGGCGCGGAUCAGGAGUACAGCGCAUUCAGAGUUGGGAUGGUUCAGUUUGGGAUGGCAGAUUUCAGACUCACUCCACAUAUAGACAACCUGGAGGUGGCCAACAGCUUUGCUGUUACGAACUGCUUUUGCUCCCAGUUCUCCCGGGGCGUCUAUGCCAUUUUUGGCUUUUAUGACAAGAAGUCGGUCAACACCAUCACCUCCUUUUGUGAGACACUCCAUGUCUCCUUCAUUACGCCGUCUUUCCCGGCAGAAGGAAUGAAUCAGUUUGUUCUGCAAAUGAGGCCAGACAUCAAGGGGCCUCUAGUUGCGUUAGUGGAGUACUAUAAGUGGGAGAAGUUUGCCUACCUGUAUGACAGUGACAGAGGUCUUUCUACCCUUCAGGUGAUUCUGGAUACUGCAGCAGAGAAAGAGUGGGUCGUAACAGCAAUAAAUGUAGGAGACCUGAAAGAUGAGAGUAAAGAUGAAGCUUAUCGCUCCCUCUUUCAGGACCUGGAGAUCCGUAAAGAACGACGCAUCAUCCUGGACUGCGAACAAGAUAAAGUCAAAGAUAUUAUGGAGCAGGUGAUCACUAUAGGCAAACAUGUGAAGGGACACCACUACAUCAUCGCCAACUUAGGAUUUUUGGAUGGUGACAUCUCUAAAAUCCAGUAUGGAGGUGCAAAUGUAUCUGGAUUUCAGAUAGUUGACUUUGACAAUCCUGUGGUGGCAAAGUUUGACCAACGGUGGGAAGCUUUGGAGGAGAAGGAGUAUCCUGGAGCAGAUACACGAAUCAGAUACACCUCUGCCCUGACCUACGACGCAGUCAACGUGAUGACUGAGGCGUUUCGCUUCCUGCACAAGCAGAGAAUAGACAUGAGUCGCCGUGGCAACAGUGGGGACUGCCUAGCUAAUCCCGCAGUACCCUGGGCUCAGGGCGUUGAGAUUGAACGUGCCCUCAAGCAGGUUCAAGUUAAUGGUUUAACUGGGAACAUUCAGUUUAACCAGCAUGGGAAGCGAACCAACUACUCAGUGGCAGUCAUGGAGCUUAAGAACAGCGGACCGCUAAAGAUUGGCACUUGGAGUGAAGCGCAUAAGUUUGAGGCGGACAAGCAAGAUAUAAAUAAUGACACAACGGGAAUAGAAAACAAAACCGUCAUCGUUACAACUAUACUGGAAGCUCCGUAUGUGAUGCUAAAAAAGAACGCUGAUGAGCUUCAAGGCAAUGAUCGCUACGAAGGCUACUGUGUUGACCUGGCUGCAGAAAUUGCAAAGCACUGUGGAAUACGCUACAAGCUUCGGAUCGUAGGAGACGGUAAAUACGGAGCGAGAGAUGCUGAGACCAAGAUCUGGAACGGGAUGGUUGGAGAGUUGGUGUACGGGAAAGCAGAUAUAGCAGUUGCUCCCCUGACGAUUACUCUUGUUCGGGAAGAGGUGAUUGAUUUCUCCAAACCUUUCAUGUCCCUGGGAAUCUCAAUCAUGAUCAAAAAGCCUCAGAAGUCCAAACCCGGCGUCUUCUCCUUUCUGGAUCCACUGGCCUAUGAAAUCUGGAUGUGUAUUGUCUUCGCCUACAUCGGAGUCAGUGUUGUUCUUUUUCUGGUGUCGAGGUUCAGCCCAUAUGAGUGGACGCUUGAGGAGCCAGAGGACGGAGCUUUGCCGCUGACGACCGAAUCAACCAACGAGUUUGGGAUCUUUAACUCUCUUUGGUUCUCGCUGGGUGCAUUCAUGCGACAGGGCUGUGACAUUUCACCAAGGUCUCUUUCAGGUCGUAUAGUUGGAGGGGUGUGGUGGUUUUUCACUCUGAUCAUUAUUUCGUCAUACACGGCCAACCUGGCUGCCUUCUUGACGGUGGAGAGAAUGGUUUCUCCCAUUGAGAGUGCUGAGGAUCUCGCCAAGCAGACAGAGAUCGCUUAUGGGACGCUGGACUCCGGGUCAACCAAAGAAUUUUUCAGGCGCUCUAAAAUCGCUUUGUUUGACAAGAUGUGGCAGUACAUGAAAUCCGCAGAGCCUUCUGUGUUUGUCAAGAAGACAUCGGAGGGCGUCCAGCGUGUGAGGAAGUCCAAAGGGAAGUACGCCUACCUGCUGGAGUCCACCAUGAACGAGUACAUCGAGCAGAGGAAGCCCUGCGACACCAUGAAAGUGGGAGGAAACCUGGACUCCAAAGGCUACGGGAUUGCCACGCCCAAACAAUCCCCAUUAAGAAAUGCGGUGAACCUGGCGGUGUUAAAGUUGAACGAGCAGGGGCUGCUGGACAAACUGAAAAACAAGUGGUGGUAUGACAAGGGAGAAUGCGGCAGCGGAGGAGGGGAGAGCAAGGAAAAGACCAGCGCUCUGUCGCUUAGUAACGUGGCGGGAGUUUUCUACAUCCUGGUUGGAGGUCUGGGUCUCGCCAUGAUGGUAGCACUGGUAGAGUUCUGCUACAAGAGCCGUGCUGAAGCCAAAAAAAUGAAGAUGAAAUUCACGGAUGCAAUGCGCUCAAAAGCUCGUCUGUCUAUCACUGGGUCAACGAGUGAGAACGGCCGUGUUCCAGUGGCUUACCUUCGCCCAGGAUUACCCAUGAGCCUCAGUAUGACUGACCUCUCAUGACCUCACACAAGUCAGUGCCUUACAGCCAGUCAACACACUUUCAUCGAUCCCCGCUGUAAGGGAAGUGGACAGAAAGCGUUGCCCUCUUCGAGAAAAAGAAAAGACAUAUUACCAGUAAUGACAACGGGCAACCUGCCCCGUUUUCUAUUCUGGAUUUUAGUCAUUCAAAACUCUAGAAACUCUCAAAUCCUUUACAUCUGGUCUGUAAAAACAAGGCAGAUGUCCUUCUGAAAAGACCUGCCCACUUGUAAAGCGAAUCAAACGAAGAUCGUAGGGAGAGACGGCUGGUCCUAGACAAACCCAUGACAAACAAUCAAGCACAGAGGACAGUUUUUUAAGACAAAUAUUAUUUGUUUUGUAGAUUUUUGCCAUGGAGGCUUCUCUUGUACAGAAAACAAGGACAACAGUGAUGACGAUGUUCAUGCAAUAACAACAGUUAUCAGGGACACGAUCAGGAACUGUGGGGAUACAAGCUGGACCUUGUUUGAAAUGUGUUAAAAGUGCCAUGAACAAAAAACUGAUGUCCUGAAAUAUCAGUAUGUAUUGUGAUAGAUAAUGAUGUGAUUGUUCCGGGGGGUUUUCUUUCGAUAGCCUGUAAAUCCUUAUUUGAGAAACACACACAAACACAAAAUUUAACAGGAGUUCUUGUUGGUGAGGUUAUGAUAUUUAGUGAUGCUGUUAAAAACACCAAACUCAUGCAAAUAAGGCGGACAUCCGUUCUUUCAGCUACGUCAAUAUGAUGAGUUACAAAGUUUCUUUUCACUACAUAUUGUAGUCAAAACCUUAUUACCAGUAUUAACAUUUUUCUCUUGCUAAUGAACAGUGUUUUAUCUGAACUACUAUUUUAGCUACACUCCACUUUUAUAAAAUACUCCAAAAAAUUAACUGAUCUGAGGUUAGCCAAAGAGUCGAGCUUCCCCUGGGUGAAUUCCCAGCAAGUUCAGGGUUUUCCCCAGUUUUUUUUCCCCAGCUGGACUUUCCUAAACACCCAGUUACAAUCUUAGGAUAAACCUCAGCUACUCUAGCUGUGUUUCCAUUACAAAUCUGCGCAAAACCCAUUCGAAAUUCAACUAAUGGCAAAAAAAAUACAAUUUCACAAUUGUGGCGUUUCCAAUAAAUAAGAAAUUAAAUUAAGACCACAUGUGAAUAAGUUUGUUCAUUAAAAGUUAUGGCAGCGACGGACGUAAACGGUUACAUUACACCAGAGGCAGUUGGACGUUCAACAAUAAUCAAAUACAUUCUUUGAACCAAAGUAUGAAAAUUAAAACUGAGUAGCAAAACCUGAACUAAAAUUAAAUAUUUGACUAAUAAUAACUAAUAAA
Molecule: messenger RNA, 4141 nt
Organism: Xiphophorus maculatus (southern platyfish)
Lineage: Eukaryota; Metazoa; Chordata; Actinopteri; Cyprinodontiformes; Poeciliidae
Product: glutamate receptor 2-like
Exons: 19
Coding region: 171-2819 (882 amino acids)
Biological process (GO): synaptic transmission, glutamatergic; monoatomic ion transport; modulation of chemical synaptic transmission
Cellular component (GO): AMPA glutamate receptor complex; plasma membrane; dendritic spine
Molecular function (GO): AMPA glutamate receptor activity; transmitter-gated monoatomic ion channel activity involved in regulation of postsynaptic membrane potential
Source: RefSeq, a predicted model, not a curated record